Perkinsus marinus ATCC 50983 is the source of this 264-nucleotide messenger RNA. RefSeq lists its product as hypothetical. The transcript has a single exon. The annotation marks the transcript as partial. The record is from RefSeq and is a predicted model, not a curated record. NCBI's taxonomy places the organism in Eukaryota, Perkinsozoa, Perkinsida, Perkinsidae.
GGUAGUAUCGUGUCACCACCGCCGGUGAAUGAUAUCGAAAUUGACGAUGUUGAAUUUGGAGAUCAGCCAGCUCGAAGGACGCGAAAAUUGGAUACUAAAUCGGACAUUCUGCUGCAGCUUGCCGUCCUCGCGGUGGUCGUUGUCAUUGCUAUGGGAGUUUACUUUGCAUUUGUGAUGGUAGCGAAGAAGAAGGGGAAAGUCGGGGAGGCCGGUGGGCUCAAGUUGCCGACGGUUAUGCAGGGUAAAAAACAAAUGAUUGAUUGA